This is a messenger RNA of Oreochromis aureus, 1129 nucleotides long. RefSeq lists its product as uncharacterized. Lineage: Eukaryota; Metazoa; Chordata; Actinopteri; Cichliformes; Cichlidae. The transcript has 4 exons. The record is from RefSeq and is a predicted model, not a curated record. The coding region runs from base 357 to 863 and encodes 168 amino acids.
ACCAUAAGACAGAACUCUAAGAAAGAAACCAAAGACUAGAAAUGAUAAAUAAUAUAAUAAACUCAAAAGCCCUGGGUCAACGACCCAGGCAUCCUAACAGCCCGUUAUGGACUUGGCCUCAAGGAUUUUUAGUUUAGAUUUAAAAGCACUUAAUGAAAUGAAUUCAGUCAUUUUCCAGUCGUUCUGCAGUUUGUUCUUGUUAUUGACAGGCCACUAAAAGCAGAGUUAUGAUAAAAAAAUAUAUACAAUUUUUGAAAUACUAUCUUCACGUUUUGUGUGGGAAGAAAUGGUGAAAACCACAUUUUCUAAGGACAGCGCUUGGAUCAUCAUGUGUGCACCACCAGCUGACAGCUGCUAUGAGGGUUCACAAUAACUCACAGGCCAAUGCUAUGAUGCAGCAGGCCACUGUCAUCCUGCAGGUGGAGGAAUCCAUGCCCCUCCUGCGUCGUUUCUACAACAACCAGUACAUCUCCAGCCACUGCUUGCCAUUGGUCGAACCCUCUGAUGAUGGCAUCACAAUAAAAUUGCAUUACCAUGAUGAGAUGGGACGAAUUACAGUGCAGAUCAAAGAGGUUCUAGACCAGUUCUUGGUCCUGCAGCAGGAGGCAGAGACCACAGGAGGUCCACGAGUCCAGAUGGACCAGGACCAGCAGAACCAGCAGGCGACCCAGAGGAAUAAGUGCCAGCAGAGCCAGGAUCUUCAGGGGCACCAUGAUAAACAGAAUCAGAACCAGGGCAAAAAAGACAAAUUUAGCCAAAUCCUACAGAAGCAGAACCAGGAGCUUCAGGCCUUGCGAGCAGAGCUGAAGGAGCUCCGGGCUCUGGUCUUGCAGCUGGUUAAAACCAAGACCAACUCUGUAUAAGAGCUGUGGGUUGGACUGGGAGGAACGUCAGAACCAUUGUUUCAUGUUUCUGUUUCUCCAGAAGCUCCUCUGGUCCGGGAUUUCCUGUUUAAUUCUUAUUUACAAACUCUCAUAAAUGAAAAUACCAGUGAGAAGUUUGCUAAAGGUUCAGAGUGUCAUUCAUCUUUAACUGUUUAACUGUUCACCUGCAUCCAACUCUAAAGUCCCGCCAUUUGGCAGCCAAAUGGCUAAAAUAUAACAGGACACUGGAGUAAACUCUCAACUCU